AUGCAAGAAAAGGGUGAUUCUCCCCCGAGACCUUCUUCGCUUGCGUGCCUUGCUUGCCGGCGUCGCCAUGUAAAGUGUGAUGCCCUCAUGCCGGCUUGCACUCGCUGUCGGACAAACGAUACUGAAUGCCAAUACGUUCGUUCCAAGAGAGGGCUGCGCAAAAACACCAGGAAUACCUCGCCUCAACUAAUAGACGAGAAUGUUUUUUCGACUGUCCCGGAUACCUUCCCAGACUGGCUGGAUGAUGCUGCGUUUUCUACCGACAGGACUCUAGAUGCAAAAUCAUUCUUUCAACCGCUAGAUGAUAGUACUAUUCAAGAACUACCCAUCCCCGAAGAUACCCUCGUUGCCCUUCAAGAGCCAGAGCUUGUCACCCCGGAGGUGGCGUACGACCCGAUGAUCCAGCUCUACUACCAGAACUUUCACCUCUCGCACCCUGUUGUGAUACCGAGAAAAGCUCUGAACUCGCCGCUCUGUUAUCUAAUACCCCCGGCUCUGCUUUCCAUAAUGCGUUAUAUUGGUGCACACUAUUACUCCAAUCCAUCACUCAGGCAGGAAUUCCGGCGAGAGGCAUUCGAUUCUCUCUCCGACCCGACGAUGCAAGACGGGUUCAAGGUUCAGGCAUUACUGCUGUUGGCAGUCAUUGAUCAUUCAAACGGCGAUGAAAAAAGUUCUCAUCGACUAGUACAGACUGCCAGCACCCUUGCACUGGAGAUUGGGCUCAACAAUUCAUGCUUUGCUAGGGAGAAUUCUUACGGCCACUCGGCAAUGGAGGAGAGUUGGCGAAGGACGUACUGGGAGCUUUACGUCGUUGACGGAUUAUUAGCCGCGUUUCGAGAGCAGAGUUCGUUUCGAUUAUAUCGCCAACCAACGGACAUACAACUACCGUGCGCAGAGAAGUUGUACAACUAUGACAGCGUAAUACCAACAGGACAAACAUUGGACGAUCUCCAGAAUAAUUGGACAUUAGGAGAGAGUUUCUCAACAUUUGCAUACCGUAUAAGCGCAGUGCAGAAUUUAGGCGCCGUUCUCGAACUCAACCGGUCAUUGGACUGCAACCUGGAGUCUCAAAUCGAAACUGUGGACGCACAUCUAGCCUCGUCGCUCAUGUCUCUCCCUCCGCUUCACGGGGAUGGACACGACAGCUCCAGCCACGACGAGAUGAUCUUCCAGGCUCAGAUGAUUCUUUACCUAGCACUGAUUUACCUUCACCAUCCACGAUCCAGCAUGCGUUUUGCCUCCUUCAACGCCAACCCUCCUACCUCCUGCACCCGCAUAAAACCAAUCGAAGGAUCAGGAUCCGAGCUUACCCGUACCCAGAGCCUUGAUCUCCACUCACACAAGCUGAUCCGCGCCGCGGAUAGUCUUUCUGGCCUUGCAACCCUCCCCAGUGCUAUCCACCAUCGAACACCGUUCUUCACAUGUGCCCUGGCUAUGUGCAUGAUUGUCCAUACCGCUGCCCUGCUUAUUGUCGGUGACUCUGGGAGGGAAGAGGGUGUCAAAGCCAGGAUCCAGCUGAGUAUUGGAUCGUUGAAGACAUUGGGUAAGAUUUGGCCACUGUCGCAGAAUGUCAGACUGCAGAUGGUGGAUAUGUAUAAGGCUGUUGUGAGGAAGUAG
Molecule: messenger RNA, 1617 nt
Organism: Aspergillus puulaauensis
Lineage: Eukaryota; Fungi; Ascomycota; Eurotiomycetes; Eurotiales; Aspergillaceae
Product: Zn(II)2Cys6 transcription factor
Exons: 4
Coding region: 1-1617 (538 amino acids)
Biological process (GO): DNA-templated transcription; regulation of DNA-templated transcription
Molecular function (GO): DNA-binding transcription factor activity, RNA polymerase II-specific; DNA binding; zinc ion binding
Source: RefSeq, a predicted model, not a curated record